CAGCAAGCCACUACGAACCUUUUUGGCCGUUGUUUUGCUGUACCCUGUCCCUGUACGUUAUGGCUCCCAAGUCGCUGGCGCAACAGCUCGCUGAGCUGGAGGAUCCUACUCCUAGAGAUUUCGACCCCGAGGAUCUCGAUCGCGGUGUUCAAUCGAGUGAUGAGGAGGGAGGAAAGGCCGUGGAUGCUGACGCGGGACGAGAGCAUUAUCAGGCUGUUGGCAAGGGAAAGCUUCGCAAACAGGAUCCGGUCGCCUUAGGGAAGCAGUACGCCGGCUCGAAAGUUAGCAGACAGGCGCUCGAAGCCGAGAGCGAGGACGACCCGUUCGCGGCCCGGUCCAGCGAUGAGGAAGACGAGGAGGAUGACGAUGAGGAGCUAGGCAGCGACGAGGACGAGGACGAUGAGGAUAUCUCCGACGACGAAGAAAGCGAGGAGGAGACUGCCCGACCGGCCAAGGGUGCCGGGAAGAAGGCCAAGAAGGAGGUCAGCUUCGACGACAUGGAUACCGAUGGGUCGGAUGAGAUGGACGGUUUUGAGGACGAGGAUGACGAUGACGAAGGGGAGGAUGAUUUCCCAUCCGAUGAGGACGACGAGGACGAGGAUGAGGAUGACGAUUCCGACGCCUCUGACGACGAACCCCGCCGCACCGGCAAAACCGACGAUCGCGAGGAACUGCGCAAACUAAUGGCCUCGGACCAAAAGACCAUCGCCGCGACCAUCUCGCAGGCCGCCAAAGCCGACGCCGCCAAGGGCAAAGCCGUGAAGCAGCAGCGCGCCACCUUCGACGCCCUCCUCAACACCCGCAUCAAGCUCCAGAAGGGCCUCACCGCCAUCAACCAGCUCUCCCUCGCGGCCGCCCAGCAACACUCAUCCACCACCGACGAGAAGAGUACUCCCGACGCCGACGCAGUCCCCGAACCUCUGGACGGCGAAGCCAUCAAAUCCGCCGAAUCCGCCGCCCUGGCGCUGUGGUCCACCCUCGAGGAUCUCCGCCUCGCGCUGGCGGACGCGCACCACAAGCAGCAGCAGGGGGGUGAUGACAGCAAGAAGCGCAAGCGCCCGGCGCCCGUCACGCCGGCCACCUCGUCCGCUUCGCUGUGGAAGCGCAUGACGGCCCUCGAGGCCGAGUCGCUGGCGCACCGGCGCGCGGUGCUCGACAAGUGGUCCCAGAAGGUCCGCGGGGCGACCGCCGCGACCACCGCCAACGCGCGCGGCAAGCUGCUGUCUGCCUCGACCGCCUCGCAGACGAUCUCCACCGUGCUGGACGCGCAGGUCGCCACCGAGACGGCCGCCGGGCUCCGUGCCGUGAAGCGCGCCCGCACUGCUACUACUACGACGACCAAAGACACCAAGUCGACGACCACGACCAAAGCGGCGGCGGAGCAGCCCGACGAGCCCGCGGAGCCCCUCUACGACGACACCGUCUUCUACCAGACCCUGCUGCGCGAGCUGGUCGAGCAGCGCAUGUCCUCCUCGGACGCCAUCACCAACGGCCUCGAUACCCUGCACCUCCAGCUGCCCUCGCGGCUGUCGGCCGUGCACCCGGUCACCGGGAUGCGCAAGGACAAGGUCAAACGCGACGUGGACACCCGCGCCUCCAAGGGCCGCAAGAUGAAGUUUGAGAUCCACGAGAAGCUGCAGAACUUCAUGGCGCCGGAGGACCGCGGCGCGUGGACCCGCCACGCCCGGGAGGAGUUCUUCGCUUCGUUGCUGGGCAACACGGCCAGCGGUAUGCUACGGGAGGAGGAUGAAGAUGAAGAUGUGGAUGCAGCUGCGGGUGAGGAUAGUGAUGUCGAUCGUGAGGAGGGUGGGUUGAGACUCUUCCGGAACUAGGCUUUCGUUGCUGGUGGCAUAGCAUAGAUACUCGAUUUUUUUCCAUUCAGAGGUUUCAUUC
Aspergillus brunneoviolaceus CBS 621.78 is the source of this 1893-nucleotide messenger RNA. RefSeq names its product AATF family protein. Gene Ontology annotation, biological process: maturation of SSU-rRNA from tricistronic rRNA transcript (SSU-rRNA, 5.8S rRNA, LSU-rRNA). The transcript has 3 exons. NCBI's taxonomy places the organism in Eukaryota, Fungi, Ascomycota, Eurotiomycetes, Eurotiales, Aspergillaceae. The record is from RefSeq and is a predicted model, not a curated record. Gene Ontology annotation, cellular component: nucleolus; nucleus. Bases 60 to 1832 code for a protein of 590 amino acids.